CUGGCCUCCGAGCAGUUGCUACUCAGGCGGCCGGCUAGAGCUACACCCGUGGUGGGAGGCUGCCCAAGCGUGAGGUGGCGAGCGGGUGUGCUCUCCGGAUCUUUGGAACAGUAACCCCGGGGCCUGGAAAACGCAACGGCCAGCUAGGAGGUCAGUGCGCGGCGGGUUCGAGAUGGGGUCCCAGGUGUCCACGGACGUGAGAGGUGUGCACGUGGUGAUCGUUGGCGGAGGCUUCGGCGGGAUUGCAGCCGCCAGCCAGCUGCAGGCGCUGAAUGUCCCCUUCACGCUGGUGGAUGCCAAGGACUCCUUCCACCACAACGUGGCAGCCCUCCGGGCCUCCGUGGAGAGCGGGUUUGCCAAAAAGACAUUUAUUCCCUACUCGGUGAGCUACAAGGAAAGAUUCCGGCAGGGCCUGGUGGUUGAGAUCGACCUAACGAAUCAAACGGUGCUGCUGGAGGAUGGCGAGGCGCUGCCCUUCUCACAUCUCAUCCUGGCCACUGGCAGCACUGGGCCCUUCCCUGGCAAGUUGAACCAGGCUUCCAGCCAGCAGGACGCCAUUCAGGCCUAUGAGGACAUGGUGCAGCAGGUCCAGCGCUCGAAGUCCAUCGUGGUGGUGGGUGGAGGCUCCGCGGGAGUGGAGAUGGCGGCAGAGAUUAAAACAGAGUACCCCGAGAAAGAGGUCACUCUUGUUCACUCCAAGGUGGCCCUGGCCGACAAGGAGCUGCUGCCCUGUGUCCGGCAGGAAGUGAAGGAGAUCCUGGUCCAGAAGGGCGUGCAGCUGCUGCUGAGCGAGCGGGUGUGCAAUCUGGAGAAGCUGCCUCUCAACGAGUAUAGAGAAUGCAUCGAUGUACAGACGGACAAAGGCACGGAGCUGGCCACCAACCUGGUGAUUGUCUGCAAUGGUAUCAAGGUCAACAGCUCUGCCUACCACAGUGCCUUUGAUAGCCAGCUGGCCAGCGAUGGCGCCCUGAGGGUGAACGAGUACCUCCAGGUGGAGGGCUACAGCCACAUCUAUGCCAUCGGCGACUGUGCCGACGUGAAGGAGCCCAAGAUGGCCUAUCACGCCGGCCUCCAUGCCAACAUCGCCGUGACCAACAUCAUCAACUCCAUGAAAGAGAGGCCCCUCAAGGCCUACAAGCCAGGUGCACUGACGUUCCUCUUGGCCAUGGGCAGGAACGAUGGUGUGGGCCAGAUCAGUGGCUUCUACGUGGGGCGCUUCAUGGUUCGGCUGGUCAAGAGCCGGGACCUGUUCGUCUCCACAAGCUGGAAAACCAUGCGGCAGUCUGCACCCUGAGGAGGAGGCUGGGAGGGAGACGAGGCACCGCUGUUGCCAGCUGAAUGGAUUGCUUGACAAGUGGUACCCGCCUGACAAAUGCCAAGGACACUUCUUCUGGAGUAAGAUGCUAGUGAGGUACUCACCAGAAACACAACUUACAGAUAACCAAAAAUGAAGAGAGAGAGAGAGAGAGAGAUUAAAAGGACACCUCCCCAGAGGAUUCUCUCUGGGUUGGAAAGGUCUGCUUGCCAUGUGCUGGCCCACUGCUUCACUUGGUCCUGGGAGGGCAAGGCCAGCCUCAUCUACCACAGGCUCCCCUUGGAUGUGUGUGCGUGCAUAUGUGUGCAUACGGGUGUGGUGUUCAGAACACGCACAGGCAGAGCUGGGGCUCCUCAUGGCUGGCAGCCUGUCUGGAGGGCAGGAAGGGGGGACCUGCCAGGUGAGACUGGCUACGGAAGGGGAUCUGCACCCCAGCUUCUCCAUGGUUUGGGAGGUGGGGAAGCCCACACAUCCCACCACACUCAGGUUGUCAGUAGGAGCCCAUUUUAAAACUCUUAGUCCCUACUGUCUUUAAUCUUAAUGAAACUGCAUUUCCAUUUUUAGAUCCUGAUUAUAUACCAUAGGUUACAUUUACGAAGAAGGAGAUAAAAAAAAUCUCCCCCUUGGUCAGUCCGUUGUAACAGUGAGUUUUUACAGAGCUAAUGGAAGUGAAGACCGGAGGGAAGGCCGCCGAGCUCAUGUGACCUCUGGGCUGGUUGCCAUCUGGUUCACAUUCAGGGAGCAGACAGGGCUUCCUCGGGCGACCCCCGUGGGCCUCCAGGCUGCUGUCGUGGGCAGACUUCUAAGUGGCAAAACUCUGAUGCUGGGGGACCCUUGGUGGUUUUGUGCUUCUGGUUUCUUGGCCAACCCUAAUACCAUUUACCUGGAGACCCAGCCAUGCAGCAAUAACGCCUGCCACCAACUCUGUUAAGGUAUAUAAAUGGCUCUUCUAUUUGGGAGAGACCUUCUAGUCUGGGGGAGCCUGUUCUGGACCACGUGAAGUUAAGUCUCUACCGCCCGAGUGGUUGACGAAUUCAUCUGGAUACACGGGUUCUGCCCUGCCCACCUGCCUCUCCCUGUCUGCUUUUGAUGGGUGUCUCUGGCUACUUGGCCAGAGUCCUUGGACACCAGUCUCACUGGGGUUCUCAGUCCAUCCCGCUGGGGCUGUGGCCUGGGCCCGACUGGGACAUGGUCUCUCUUCCAAAGCCUGGCAGUCCCUCUGGGGCUUUGCCCAGGGCUGUGUUCCUGUGAACCAAGGCUGGCCAGGCCCCGCUGCUGCCUGAGAGACGGGCCAUUUCGUGCUGUCUGACCUGGGGCGUCGCAUGGCGGGACUCUCAGCCGGUGAGAGACAGGCCUUGUUCUAUUUAUAACAUUCUAGACGUGUCCACCCAUGGGGACAGUUUUCUAAACUGACGAAAAUGUUGCAAUAAAACAGUAUGUUGUAAGAAAGA
This is a messenger RNA of Phyllostomus hastatus (greater spear-nosed bat), 2766 nucleotides long. RefSeq names its product apoptosis inducing factor mitochondria associated 2 (gene AIFM2). Bases 173 to 1294 code for a protein of 373 amino acids. Gene Ontology annotation, cellular component: cytoplasm; mitochondrion. Lineage: Eukaryota; Metazoa; Chordata; Mammalia; Chiroptera; Phyllostomidae. The record is from RefSeq and is a predicted model, not a curated record. The transcript is spliced from 9 exons. Gene Ontology annotation, molecular function: flavin adenine dinucleotide binding; electron-transferring-flavoprotein dehydrogenase activity. Gene Ontology annotation, biological process: apoptotic mitochondrial changes; positive regulation of apoptotic process.